AUGGCUGAAGUUGAAGAACUUUUUCGUGAACGUCGAUUACGUGAAGAACAACUUCAAGAAUUGGAACAACGAACAGAGAGAUUAAGGACAGAAAAUAAUGAAAGGAUGAGAGUUCUUGAGAUUGAAGUAAAAGAAGAAUUUGAACAAGUAAAUACAGAGGUAGAAAGUUUACGAAAUGAAAUGGAAAGAAAAAAGGCUGAAUUGGCAGAAUUAACAAAAACUAAAGAGGAAAUGGAUAUGGCAUUGGCUAAUUCGCCUCUUAAACGUCAAACAAUGUUGAUGGAAGAACAAUUACAAGAAAUGAGAGAAAAACGUGCCCAAAUAGUUGCCGAACUUCAAUCAGAACAAACACCAGAAGAACAAAGAGAUAAUUUUAUUCAAAAAAUACAAAAAGAUAAUAAAGAAAUUGGGCAUAUGCAAGAACAAUUACAAGAAAUUAAUGAAAGAAUGGCACAAGCACAAGAAGAACUUCAAGAAUUCCAAAAUGAAUUUGAAUUAUUGGCAGGUGAUAAAAGUGAAAAAUUUAGAGAGUUGAAAACUAGAGGAACACAAAUGGAUAAUUCUUUGGACAAUUUUGACGAAUCUAAGAGACAAAUUGAGGGAAGAAUUUCCGCUCUUUCAAAGCAAAUUGUUCGCCAAUUACAAUUAAUUUCGUUAAAUUGCCGUCAUGGAGAAAUAGUUACGAAUGUUACGGGCUUGGAUGAAUCUUUGUUAGCAUUGGGUAGUUCUGCUGUUAGUGCUAAUGAAUUACAAGAUUUGCAUGUUCGUCUCCAAGAAGAGUUAAUAACUCUUAAACAGAACGAAGCACUUUUAUGUUCAGAAUUAUCCUCUAUGAAGACAAAACAAACAGAAAUUAAUGAAAAUAUUGAUAAAAUGUCUAAUAUUGAAGAAAAGAAAAAAGAAUUUAGAUCAAAAUCGAGAGAACUUCAAGCAAAAAGAGAUUCUUUAAAAGAAGAAUUGAGUCGAUUGGAGGCAGAAAAUGAGAGACUAAAGGCACAAAUUAAAGCAGAAGAGAGUAGAUUUGGGGGUGGAGGAUAUGAAAUGAAUAGAUUGCGCGAAUUAAAAAGUCGUGUGGAUCAAAUAGAAAAGGAAAGGAAGCAGCUUGAUGAAAAAUUGACUGAAUUACGUACUAAGCUAGACUAUGGACCAUCAAAACAACGGGCUUUGGAACUGCGAGCAGAAUAUAACGAAUUAUUAAUUAAUGCCGUGCUUGGCCGUAAAAAUGUUGGUGUUACACGUUAA
Molecule: messenger RNA, 1242 nt
Organism: Meloidogyne enterolobii
Lineage: Eukaryota; Metazoa; Nematoda; Chromadorea; Rhabditida; Meloidogynidae
Source: the annotation of a GenBank genome assembly